UUUGGAGUCAGACCAUGUUUAUGGCAAGUGAAGGUUGCACAAGCACUGCUAAAGGGUGAUCAUGAUAUGCUCUGUACUGCAGGCACAGGAAUGGGCAAGACACUUGGUUUUUGGAUACCAUUGUUAUUCCAGCAGGGCAUACAAAUUGUCAUCACACCUUUGAAUAUUCUCAGCAAGCAGAAUGCUGUGUCACUUGCCAAGGCAGGCAUACAAGCUAUCUCAAUAAGCACCAAGACUGCAACUACUGCAAACUUCACUGCUAUUCAUGCACUCCAAGCGGUACCUGUUAGCCCUGAACAGAUUAUGAAGCCAAAUGGAGAGUUUGAAUGGCUACUAAAGGAUGACUUGUUCAGCUCUUGGAUUAUCAGUAUCAUCAUUGAUGAGACACACUGUCUUACUGAUUGGGGAGAAUUUUGGCCAGAGUACAAGGAGCUUGGAUGUCUCCACUAUAUCUUGCCUCCAGCAGUCCCUAUCAUGAUUACAUCCACCCCACUCACCAAACAUGCACUCUCUAAUGCAGUAUGCCUCCUUCACAUGUGGGCUGACAAGUUGACUACUAUCUGGCAUUCUAUGGAUUGA
Molecule: messenger RNA, 579 nt
Organism: Suillus subaureus
Lineage: Eukaryota; Fungi; Basidiomycota; Agaricomycetes; Boletales; Suillaceae
Product: P-loop containing nucleoside triphosphate hydrolase protein
Exons: 2
Biological process (GO): double-strand break repair via homologous recombination
Cellular component (GO): chromosome; cytoplasm
Molecular function (GO): nucleic acid binding; ATP binding; four-way junction helicase activity
Source: RefSeq, a predicted model, not a curated record